Manihot esculenta (cassava) is the source of this 435-nucleotide messenger RNA. RefSeq names its product NAC domain-containing protein 2-like. Lineage: Eukaryota; Viridiplantae; Streptophyta; Magnoliopsida; Malpighiales; Euphorbiaceae. The transcript has 2 exons. Gene Ontology annotation, molecular function: DNA binding. The coding region runs from base 1 to 435 and encodes 144 amino acids. The record is from RefSeq and is a predicted model, not a curated record. Gene Ontology annotation, biological process: regulation of DNA-templated transcription.
AUGGAACAAAAUCAGAACAAGAACAAAGGAGUUGCUGCAGAUUGCAGUACUAGUAGCGAUGACGUUGAGAGAUAUUUCAACUCGUUGCCUGUUGGGUAUCGAUUCGCUCCUAGUGAUGACGAGCUGAUUCGUUAUUAUUUACUGAGAAAGAUCAACAAUGAACACUUGCCUCCUAAUAGAAUUCAUGUGGUUGAUUUAUAUAACUAUAGCCCUCAACAGCUCGCAGGGGAAUUAGGAUAUUGGAAACCUACAGGAACUGAUAAAACAAUCCUAGAUGGAAAAAAACCUAUGGGAUUCAGAAAGUCUUUGGAUUAUUAUGAGGGGAAGCAGCGUGAUGGAACCAAAACCAACUGGAAAAUGCAUGAAUAUCUUCUUCAUCAAAGCCUUGUUCCUUCAGGCGCUACGGCUAGAGGCAAAAAACCCAAUGCAGUCUAA